This is a messenger RNA of Mugil cephalus (flathead mullet), 5722 nucleotides long. RefSeq lists its product as uncharacterized. The coding region runs from base 294 to 4853 and encodes 1519 amino acids. The record is from RefSeq and is a predicted model, not a curated record. The transcript is spliced from 8 exons. NCBI's taxonomy places the organism in Eukaryota, Metazoa, Chordata, Actinopteri, Mugiliformes, Mugilidae. Gene Ontology annotation, biological process: cell differentiation.
CUCAGUCCGCAGACAACCAGCGCUGACAGCAGGGGAGAAAGUCUAGUUGACAACCAACAAAACUGGAACUGAACCGACGGCUGGGAAACAAGUCCGGAUUCUGAUUUGUUUCCUGAAGCGUCCCUUUUUUAACUUUACGGAAAUGAUUCACCUGAAGUUUUCCCUUGGACCGUGAAAAGUUUGGAGUUGAGGAGGAAGCGCGCAGCAGGAAGACCCUUCAAAUGGAGAGUGGGUGAAUCACCUCAUCCGGAUCUUAAAAGUUUCACAAGGGCAUAGCGCCGUUGUGAGGUGGCAUGUCAAACCGUGACUCGCUGGGGUUCGGGGACCUCCUCCCCAAGGAUGUAGUUGAGAUUUUCGCCCAGGAGAAGCACAGGAAAAGGAGCCGAAAGCAGCGCACUCGUUCCCUGCGUCGAGCUUUUGGCUGGCUGAAGGGGAGGAAGAAGAAGGAUCUCGGCGCUAACAGGGACAACCCGGGUCUGGGUCCAGCGCUCGACCUGGCCUUGACUUUGCACCCUGCUGGGCAUCAUGGAGGACACAAGGCGGGACACAAGGCGGGAAAGCAGGGCCAUCCACAGGGAAACAGUCAUGCUGUCUCAAAGCGAGAUGAUGAUGACGACAAGACCCCAGCACCUCCGGUUUUCCCGGAGAAUGUGUUCAUUGAAGCAAGCAGGCCAAAGUACCUGGAGGACCUCCAUUCUGAGGCCCUGGAAGGGUUGAAAAUGAUGCAGCAGGAAGAAACCAAUAAUGGAGUGGAGUACCGGGACAAUGAAAGCACAAUUUCGGCAAUGACUGUCCAAACAGAUGGGGAAAGCUGCGGGUUUGUGACAGAUAGCACCAUUGCUGACACAACUUCUGUUGUCUCUGUACAAUCAUCUAUGUCCACGAGAUCCACUCGUUCUGGUCUCACCAGGCAAGGAUCAACAUUUACGCCUUUGAAAAAGUCAGAAAAGUCCAGGACAAGGAGAAGACACAGGAAGACUGUUGCCGGUAUUCCCCGUCAUGUACAAAGAGAGCUGGGCCUGGACAGAUCAAUCUGGGGACCCACUCAAACGUUAGACGAGGAACAGCUUCGUAAUGGUGAAAAUAAUUUCAGUCCCACCACUGAUGGUCCACAGCCAGAAGCACAAAUGGGAGCCAGAGCUGGCGUUCAGGCCAUGAACAACAUCCAGCCUCUCAACAAAAACACUAUAGAGCAGCUCAAUUCUUCCCAUGCUGGCCAUAGGGACGACCUCGACCUGCUGCGUCGCCUGGGUCCCGAUUUGACAGGUGGACAGAGGCCUCAUUCCUUAGCUGUUCCUUGGAUGACCACUGAGUCCAGCCUCCAGCAGGAGUCACCAGGCCCUGUCAUGUCCAUGUCACCUCAGGCUGCUUACUUGUCAAAGAUUAUUCCCAAUGCUGUGUUGCCACCAUCUAUCGACGUAGUGGAAAUCAGCCGUGGCCGCAGUCGUAGCAGUGUCCGCACUGUCAGUAAAAGCAGCCUGCUGCUGCCCAGCCCAGCUCCCUCCCGUGCUUCUUCUAGAGCAUCUUCAGCCAGAACCACUUCCUCCAGAGCCUCCAACAUAACCUCCGCCUCUCGCCAGAACUGUCCCAAUCUGUCCGACAGCUCCUGUUGGAGCAAUUCUGACUCCUCUGAUACCUUGGUAUCUGACUCUUCAACCAUCUCAAGAAGCAGUACCCCGAACCAGAAUAUUCGUCAGAAUAGAGAAGCUACGUCUAAGGAGGACAAAAAUAGUGUUCCCUCCUCCAAUAGUAAUACUUCCAAAUAUACCGCCAAUGGCAAGCUCAUUAUCAAGGGAGAUGAGGCAAAGAAAGAUGGGCAGUUUGUGCGUAGCCUCUCUGUCAUGAAGUCCAAGAGGGCUCCUCCUCCUCCAAGUCGCUCCUAUUCCCUCCACAGCAAGAUGAAACGGCGCUCACGUGAUCUGGCAGAGGUUAGGGUCAUUUCAGGAGAACCUUCUCCCCAUCGUAUCCCAGCCCCAGAUGAAGAAAAGGAAUCUCCCUCCAUGCCUAUGGACAGCCCUGGUUACAAUGCUGACACCAGUUCUCUGGAUGAGUCCACAAGGUCAUUCAGUCCCUUCAAAUCCCAGCUGCAGGUACCAAAGACAGAGGAUGCUAAGAAAGAUAGAACGGAACCUCUCAAGGAAAAUAAGUUAAACAAAAUCUCCCCAUCCAGUGGCUACUCCAGCCACGAUGGCACAUCCCCACAGCAUUCUGCACAGCCUCCCAACUCAUCGCCAAGGCACAAGAAAGGCAUCUUAGCAAAACUUCAGAGGUUAUUUCCUGGGUCCGCUUCUUCUGCUUCAGCUGCAUCCCUUCCAGCUCAGCUAGAGGUUCCUGAAAAAACUAAACUCCCUGGUAAACAUGAGUCUAACUCACUUAACACAGUCAGUGUCAACCCCUCUGUACACACCUUAAGAGACCUUUUCAACAUCCCUCCACCACCUAAAGUUCAUGCACCUCCAGCUCCUCCUCCCGAGGUAUGGGCUCACAGCAAGCGGUCAUUUGAGUUGCUUUUAGGGCCCCCGGCCCCUGAUAACCUUUACGACAUUAUAAAGAGGAAUCCAAAGGACAGGAGACAACAGAGGCAAUCUCCCUCUGUAUCUACAGAGGGCUCUCUCUUGGUGGUAGAAAGAAAACCAGCUGUGACAGUGGAGACAGCCAAUGGAUCCAUAGAUAUGCUGAAUGCAAAGAAAGUUCAAGAAAGUCAGAUAGUGAAUGCGGAGGUUCAGAUAGAGAGCAAUGAUAGACAGGCUCAGAAUGUAGUUUUGGAAGGAAGUGGUAAAGAUGAGAAAGCGAGAGUAAGUGAUAUAUUAAAUGGAAUGUUAGUGAAGACUGUAGAGAAACGUGAAGAAAGGUUGACAGCCAGGAAAGAAGAGGAAGCUAAGAACACACCCACCCAAGGUACAGAUCUAAAGACAAAAAUGGAUACAUUACCUGCCAUUGCGUUAGCGCGCAUUUCUCCGUCACCGUCUCCUCCUAUAGCACACCGAUCUGUCCAGUCUGUUACCAGACAAACCAUCGAAGGUUCUUCCGGUACAACAGUGAAAGUCGUAUCCCCUGAGUCAUCCUGGCCCCCACCUCCUCCUCCGAUGGCACAGGCAGGCCUAGGUGGGUCUGAUGAGAUAGAUUUCCCUCUUCCACCUCCCCCAUCCUUUCGUGAGGAAGACCUAGAUGAUCAGGUGCCACAAAUGUCAUCCAUUCAUCCAUCAGAUGUGAAAACACAAAGUAUUAAGGUGAUCCCAGAAACAGAAUCACAGAAACCCAGUAAGUCUCAGGAGAUCACACCUUCGCCCCCUAAUAUCCCUCCUCCCCCUUCAUAUACAGCUCCACCUCCACCUACUACAGCAGUCUCGCCACCCACCACAAAUAAGAUCUCUCCACCUCCACCUGUAGAGGUUUCUCCUGUAAGGCCCAAAGAAUCCUCUGCUGUAGUGGUUCAAGAUGUGGCCCCACUUGUUAAAGAUACCACCCACCCACGUAUUAAAGUGGCAUCUCCUUCACCAGUCAAAGAGGUCCCUCCACCACUGGUUACAGUAGUAGCUCAUUCACCAGUCAAAGAAGUCUUACCCCCACCGGUCUUCCGUGACUCCCCUCUGCCUCACAAAGAGGCCUCUGCAGAGGUUCCUCCUCCAUCUCCUCCUAAAGAUGCCUCUCAGUCCUCUGAGGAGGCUUUACCUGUCAGCAAGCUUAUUCCACCACAAAGUAUUCCCCCUCCUCCACCGCUGCCGUCACAGCCCCAGUCAUCAGAGCAGGAAACUAACCCAGUUUCACCUAACAGUAUUCUCACACCCCCUCAGAGUAUUCCACCUCCGCCUCAGGAUCAACCUGAGGUUGUACCCCCGAACAUUGAUGAUCCACCAACCCAGGAAACUUCCCCUUCACCUCCGUCUAAAGACCCAAUGCCACCAGCUCCUGAAACCACUCCUUCACCCGUAAAGGCUCAAGAACCUGCUCCUUCUCCACCCAUAAACAUUCCUAUACCCCCACCUUUACCACUGCAGGGUCUUGCCAGCGAUAAGCCUCAGCCUAGUCCUUCAAGCACAGAAAAUGAAAGUCUAGAGCAGAAAUCUGCCCCCGUGGUACAAGAGGAACCCUCUCCCAUUAUCACCCCCUCCCUUCUGCAGACGGUCAAGCUGCGGUCCAUCAACAACAGCCCUGAGCCCCCCACAGCUGAAGAGCAACCACAGGCAGAGGCUUCAAUGAGGAAACAGCAGCCAAGCAAUCAGGUCCCAACCUCAUCUGCCAGUAAUGAGGCUCCUCAAAAGCCCAUCAGGAAGUCUCUGAUUGUGACCUCUCCUACAUCUGCUACCCCACCUGUCAUUAUCAAUUCACAACCAACUCUGCCCAGUGACAUUGUGAUUCCACCUACAUCCACAGCCACCUCUCCUGUGAGAAAGUCCCCUCCUGCUAUGGCCACCUCUCCUUCCAUGAACUUACAGGAGGCCAUUCGCCUGAGGACAGCUGCCAGAUCAAAAGAGAGCCCUUCAUCUCGCCUCAGCGUGCACUCUGCAACAUCACCCUUGGAUCUCCAAAGGUCCCCUACCAAUACUGCAAGCUUUAUCUUCUCCAAGAGUAACAAGAAAGUGGUGAUUGACACUAAGCCGGAGGCCAAGGAAGACCUUCAGAAGAACUUGGAGGCUUCCUCUGUCACAAAAGAGGAAGUGGAGAAGAAGGAAGUCAAGGUGCCCCCACCUGUUGCAAAGAAACCUAAACCUAGAGGCAAGGAGGUUGAGGCCAAUGAAGACACAGAGCGAACUGCAGGACAGGAAGCGCAAAAAGAGAGUACCAAAGAUGCAACACAGAAAACCAAUGGGACAGAUGGUACUGUUGAAGGAGGAGAAACAUCAUCAUCGUGAUUGCAAAGACUAAAGGGACCUGGGAAGGACUUUUGGGGAAAAACACUGAAUUUAAGGAUAAACUGCGUGUGGGAGGGAUGUGGACAGACAAGAUGCUUAUUUCAGGAACUUGAUUUUUGAAAAGUCAUUUGAAUUUGAUGUCAGUGGUGUGGGACUUGAUUUUCUGAAGUACGAAUUUUGCAUUUUAAAAAGAGCAAAUGCUAUAUAUAUAUUUUCUUUGCCACAUCGUCUUCUGAGCUUUACUGUUGCAAGAGAUGGGAGUAUACCGCCCUCUACUGUCAAACAGUGAUUGUACCACUGGUGUCCUGCUGAGUCAGCUUUCUGUCCGUUCACAUAACAAUGGGACUUUUGGGCGCUCAUGUGUAAAUAUGGCAACAUGAUGUAUAUUUAACAUAUCCAUUAAUGGUGGAUCUGUUCUACAGAGUCCUGUUCUGUACAUUUUCCCAAAAGAGUUUCCACACCAGUUAUAUAUGUUAAAAGAAAUAUUAAUUAUCUUAAGUUAUUUUUCUGUCACGUUCAGAAGAGGGUCUCUACAAAGAAAGUCUCUCCUAUCGUCAUCAUUAUCUAUCAAGUUUGUUUGUAUAGCUCCACAAUCAUCAGAUUUAUUUUUCUCGAAAUCCCACAUCACUUUUAUUGUUUCUACGCUAUAUAUGCACAUGACACCAUCACAGAAAAUAAAUGUUUGAAUCAUUAUUGCAGAUUUUCUGCUGUUUUUAGUUACUGAUAAAGGAGGCAAUGCCUUUCCUCGCAGUUAUGACUCAAACUGUGGGAUAUUUUUGUGUUCAACUAUAUUUCAAACUGGUUUUAGACAUGUAAGAAAAUCACCUAUAAAGAAAAAAAUAAAGAUUUAUGGAUGCAUCAAAUGGUCA